Molecule: messenger RNA, 1833 nt
Organism: Plasmodium fragile
Lineage: Eukaryota; Apicomplexa; Aconoidasida; Haemosporida; Plasmodiidae
Exons: 4
Coding region: 1-1833 (610 amino acids)
Biological process (GO): ribosomal small subunit export from nucleus; ribosomal small subunit biogenesis
Cellular component (GO): nucleus; preribosome, small subunit precursor; cytosol
Source: RefSeq, a predicted model, not a curated record
AUGAAAAAAGGGGGAAGCGGUGGAGGACCAGGACAAAAUGGAGGAGCGGGACGCAGUGGAGGUGGUUGCCAAAUCAAAAAGGUGACCUUCCGAGAACCCCCAGUAGUCUGUGAAUUUAGUGAAAAUGAAAAGCAUGAGUUUGAUGAAGAGUCUUGUGAAGAAGAUGAAGCGAAUGAUUUUUUUUUGGACGACACGGAGUUGUCAUCGCUGAUGGAAAACUUGGACCCAACAGAUUUUGGCAUUAAAGAAAAACUAACUGAAAGUGAAAAGAAAAUACUCAUCAGGGAAAUUUACGGAAGACUCGGUUCUAACUCUUCGUACUCUACGUCUUCCCAAAACGAGAGGAAGGGCAAGAAGAAGGACAAGAAGAAUGUUAUUACCCUUAGGCUGGAAAAUUCACUGGAGGAACAGCCAAAGGGGACACAAGAACACACAAAAAGUUAUGCUAGUAAGCAGAAUGGAGAAAGCGAACUCUGGGAACAUGACCUAGACAACACAAGUGAGACGAACCACAAGACGAUGGAUGAGCAGAAGAAGAAAAAAAAAAAAAAAAAAAAAAUCAAAGGAAGACGGAAAGAGGAGGAGGAAGACCCCAUGGCCUACCUCGAUGGAGACUGUUACUUUCCAGAUGAUGGGUAUGAUUAUGAACAACACUUAAAGAGUAUAAGUGCCAAUUUUGUAAGUGCAAAGUCCAAAGCAGAAAAUAACUUUUUUGAGGUGAAGCCUACAGAUGAAGAGGAAAGAGAGCUGUUUAAAACGUUCGAAGAGGACAACUACGAAGAACUCAAUGAUAAUUUUGUGUACGAAGCACAGGAUGUGAAUGGUGAGGAUAAGUUGGAUGUACCAAAGGAUCUCAUUUGGGGUACCCCCGACUGGAGUUUCCCCAUGGGCGGUGCCAAUGUCACUUAUUUGACUGCCGAUCCGAUGCAGCUAAACGAGAUGAGCGACAGCCAGAACGGAGACAAGACCGACGCGGAGGUUAGCGAUGUGGAGGCAGAUCGUUCUGCAGCGAAUCACCACCCUCGUAGUGGUAGUGUUAGCAGCGACAGCGGAGAUGAAGGAAGCAACCCGGAAGAGAACGGAUACGUCAUCUUUGAUGAAAGUACACACCAAAAAGUCUCCACAUAUCAGAAGCAAAAACAAAAAGAUACAGACGCAAAGAAUGGCGACCCGAAUGCACUAAAGCUAAGCGAUCUGGUCAAACGGGAAAUGCAAAAAGUUGAAAACAAGAAUUUAAAUGAAAUAAAAAAUAUACUUGACAAGAUCAAAAUUUUGCAAAUGUUAAAUUCACAAAAAGAGGAAGAAGGUCAUCGUGGGGGGGAGGGUGCUGAGAAGGAGAACUCCCGUUCGGACGCAUCCGGGGAAUUUUCAUUCUCCUCCUCCGAUGCGUCCUCUUCAUCAUUGUCAUACGAUUGCGAAACAAUCCUCACGACAAAGACGAACACAACAAACCACCCUUGCAAGUUAGUUAUCCCUAAGAAGGUUUCUACCCCCGCCUCUGCCAGCCUGCUGAUUAACCCUCUCCCUCAUGGUAGCGCCAACCCGAAGAGGAAGGACAAGGAGAAGGAGAAAGUCAGCGAAGAGGCCAAACUGGAGAGCUACCUAGUCCUGGAAAAUGUAAGUAGUUCGCCCGACGGGAUAAACACCACGCGCGGCAAAAACGAAACCCCGGAAGAGAAGAGGGAGCGCAAGAGGUCCGUCAAAGAGGCCCAACGGCUGAACAGGAAGAUGAAAAAGGAAAACGCACUCCUGAUGAAGAGCGAGAAAAAAAUGAUGAACAAGAAGAGCAACCCCUUCGACAUUAGAGAUAACGUUAAGUACAUUAAACUGUGA